CGCGUUAACCCUCCCAGGAGGUCCCGGCCGCCAGAAUUGCGCGUUCCUACCAAGCCUUGUUUCCCAGCCGGGCCCCGGGAGCAUGUCCUGAUUGGCUUGCUCUGAAGGCGGAGACGGGACUUCUUUGAGACUAGGACCACUUCCUGAAGCGCGGGGCAGGAAGUUGUUUGGUGUAGCUGGAGUCCCGUGGAGAAAGUGCUGUGUGCUGCAUUGGUAGUGGCGCGAGCGGCUCGGUCUUGCUGCAGUUAGUGCCGGUUUCCAUCGUAGCACCACGGCCCCUCUUCCAGCUCCGAGCCCGGCGCGGCUGCCCGGGGGGCUCCUUCAGCCUCCUUGACGCCGCUCCAAGGGGCGCGUACCUAGCCAUCGCCUGGGUCUCCAGCCUGGAGACUAGCUCCCGGCUUCCGCUCUCCGAGCCGCAGUAAGAAGGGCCCUUGUCACCCUCGCUCUGCCUUCCUCUCUCAACUCUCGAGACCCUGGUCCAGAGCGGCAGCCUUGGACCUCGGACUAGACGGAUCCAAGACGCUCAGCCCAGACCCCCCUCAGACAGGGCUUUUCAUCGUGUCUAAAAUGUCACCCACCAUCUCCCACAAGGACAACAGUCGGCAACGACGGCCAGGGUCUUUCAACCCCUCCCUGGAUAUGAAGAGCGGCCCUCUGCCGCCGGGCAGCUGGGAUGACACUCAAGUGGAGUGGGUGGGCGGAGAAGGGGACAAAGAAGCUUUUCUUUCGGAGGUCAGCACCGGUGAUUUCCCAAAACCACCGAGGAGUUGCCAGGCCGAAUUAAGCAGCAUUUUCCUGUUGCUUUUUCUUUACGUACUUCAGGGCAUUCCUCUGGGCCUGGCGGGAAGCAUACCACUCAUUUUGCAGAGCAAAAAUGUUAGCUAUACAGAUCAAGCUUUCUUCAGUUUUGUCUUUUGGCCCUUCAGUCUCAAAUUGCUCUGGGCCCCAUUGGUUGAUGCGGUUUACUUUAGGAACUUCGGUCGUCGCAAAUCUUGGCUUGUCCCUACACAGUAUACACUGGGAAUCUUCAUGAUAUAUUUAUCCACUCAGGUGGACCGUUUGCUCGGGAAUACCGAUGGCAGAACCCCCGAUGUGGUUGCUCUCACAGUGACAUUCUUUUUGUUUGAAUUCCUGGCCGCCACUCAGGAUAUUGCUGUGGAUGGUUGGGCAUUAACUAUGUUAUCCCGGGAGAACGUGGGUUAUGCUUCUACUUGCAAUUCAGUGGGCCAAACAGCGGGCUACUUUUUGGGCAAUGUUUUGUUUUUGGCCCUUGAAUCUGCCGACUUCUGUAACAAGUAUCUGCGGUUUCAGCCACAACCCAGGGGCAUCGUUACUCUUUCAGAUUUCCUUUUUUUCUGGGGAAGUGUAUUUUUGAUAACAACAACUUUAGUUGCCAUUCUGAAAAAAGAAAACAAAGAGGUAUCAGUAGGAAAAGAAGAAACCCAAGGGAUCACAGAUACUUACAAGCUGCUUUUCGCAAUUAUAAAAAUGCCAGCGGUUCUAACAUUUUGCCUUCUGAUUCUGACUGCAAAGAUUGGUUUCUCAGCAGCAGAUGCAGUAACAGGACUGAAAUUGGUGGAAGAGGGAGUGCCGAAAGAACAUUUAGCCUUACUGGCAGUUCCGAUGGUUCCUCUGCAGAUCAUACUGCCUCUGAUCAUCAGCAAGUACACGGCAGGGCCCCAGCCACUGAACGUAUUUUACAAAGCUAUGCCCUACAGAUUAUUGCUUGGACUAGAGUAUGCUCUGCUGGUUUGGUGGACUCCUAAAGUAGAACAUCAGGGGGGGUUCCCUGUGUAUUACUAUGCUAUAGUGCUGCUGAGUUAUGCGUUACACCAGGUUACUUUGUAUAGCAUGUAUGUUUCCAUAAUGGCUUUUAAUGCAAAGGUUAGUGAUCCACUCAUUGGAGGAACUUAUAUGACCCUUUUAAAUACCGUGUCCAAUCUGGGAGGAAACUGGCCUUCCACCGUAGCCCUCUGGCUUGUCGACCCCCUCACGGUGAAAGAGUGUGUAGGAGCGUCAAACCAGAAUUGUCGAACACCUGGUGCUGUUGAGCUUUGCAAAAAACUCGGUGGCUCGUGUGUUACAGCACUGGAUGGUUAUUAUGUGGAAUCCAUCAUUUGUGUGCUUAUUGGAUUUGGGUGGUGGUUCUUUCUUGGUACAAAAUUUAAAAAGUUACAAGAUGAAGGACCGUCUUCAUGGAAGUGCAAAAGGAGUAAUUAAUGCAUUCACUACUGGGCAUUGUGAGAAAGGUAACUAUAGUUUAGUUUUAAUUCAGAGAGCUAUGAUAAUCAGUGUACAGGACACAAAAUGUUGUUUUCAACAAGGAAAUUAUUACUAUAAAUGCCAAAUGGUUAAAAAACAGACCUCUCUCCAUACAUGAUUAUACUUUUCCUUGCCUUGUCAAUGUAUUUACAGUUUACUUAAGGUCAGGAAAUGGGUUCUGAAAUAACUUGCCUGGCCUUCUUACUUGAUUUCUGUCUUUCAAAUGGACUGACCAAAGUGUGUUUUAAGCAGCAGUGCAGUAGCCAUGCGUGGUGCCUGUGCAGUCGAGUAUUGUUAUCGGUGUCUGUCACUGAGCUAUAUUUAAAAUUUUGAUAAAAUAUAGUAAGUGGAAAAGAGCUUGAUAUUCCCAUACUAACUGUAAUACUCCUGGCCUGUUGAAAGUUAAAUCUUGUUCUGAAUUGCAAAUUGUUAAAUUCCUCGUGGAAUUUCCUGAGAAGAGAAUUUAGACCACUGACUGAAAUGCUACUUUAGUUGUUGUUUUUCUGACCACAACCAUGUAAUACUCUUGAAUCUGUGUUAAAAAGUCUAUUUUAAAUGUAGUUCCUGCUUUUUGUAGGCAUUAAAGAUUUAUAAAAUUAUUCAAACUAUUUUUUAUAGAAUGAAAGCUAUGAUCUUUAAUUUAUUGAUUCCCCUGUACACCCUUUUUGGGAAGAUAUUUUGAUUCCUCGUUAACUUUUACCCUAAUGCUCACACAUGUUUUUUGCCACAAGCGCUACAUGGCACACAGAAGUCUCAUUAGCGGGUCAAAGGUAGUGUUGUGUGUGUGUUCUUAGCACAAGUGUUGGAGACAACAAUUGGAUGCUUCGCCCUGGCUGGCGUAGCUCAGGAUUGAGCUCGGGCUGUGAACCAAAGUGUUGCAGGUUCGAUUCCCAGUCAGGGCACAUGCCUGGGUUGCAGGCCACAGCCCCCAGCAACUGCACAUUGAUGUUUCUCUCUCUCUCUCUCCUUCCCUUCCCUCUCUAAAAAAUAAAUAAAUAAAAUCUUUAAAAAAAAUUGGAUGCUUCCUUCAAGUACUUUUUUUUUUUUAUGGAGAGAAAAGCUUUCAGAUUAAGUAAAAUUUAAGUGAGUAAUACUGUAAUUUUUUUUAAAUGUUCUAUCUAAGGAGAGGAACAAAGACAUUUUGUGCCUUUGACAAAUUAAAUUGUGGUGGAAGAAUGGUUCUUAAUUAAGCACUUUACUAGUGAGAAAAGAUCUCACAUUUACUUUAUAUCAAAUCAGGUACUGUAUUUCCACUUAUUAAAACACGGUCUUCUGUUUGUAAACUAUAGUCUCCAGUAGAGAAUUGCUAUUCCAGGAAAAUUAAGCUUUUCAGUACAUUUAGCAAUUUCCACAUAAUUAUGUUCACCCGGUAAUAGAGUUCUUUGUGUAUUUUGUAUUGUGUGUUACUCUGACUUUUAAAAGAUUACAAAUCCUUCAAAAGAGAAAAAGAGAGGUAAAUAGAGUCUUACUUAAUAUUUUUUGUGGAAGAAUAUAUACUGACUCCUGAUUUUGUUAAUUUUGUAACAUAGGUCGAAUGUUAGAGUGGGGUUUUUAUAAGUAACGGAGGAUAAAAUGGGUGGGAGGAAGUGGCACCCAGCAUCUGAAGAAAGACCGCGGCGGCGGCCUCUAGCGCUCGCGCAUCCCCGUUGCAGAGCCGGAGCUGGGCAUUGACUUGGAUCCUGAGGAAUCACCUGGAAGCUUAUCCAGAGACAAGGAGUCUACGUCAGACAGUAGGCUGCAGUACUUCAUUCCAUGGGUUAUGCAUUAUCAUGUGUUAUAAUCAACAUGUUUACUUGAAUAAAGAAAAAAUUCACUUAA
Phyllostomus discolor (pale spear-nosed bat) is the source of this 4080-nucleotide messenger RNA. It is a transcript of the gene SLC33A1, whose product is annotated as solute carrier family 33 member 1. Bases 568 to 2220 code for a protein of 550 amino acids. The record is from RefSeq and is a predicted model, not a curated record. Gene Ontology annotation, molecular function: acetyl-CoA transmembrane transporter activity. The transcript has 6 exons. Lineage: Eukaryota; Metazoa; Chordata; Mammalia; Chiroptera; Phyllostomidae. Gene Ontology annotation, cellular component: membrane.